GGCGCCUUCACCCGUGUGACAGCAUUUCUAGUUGAAUGCAGCAGCCACAAAAGGUAGGAGUCCUGGGGUUGGACAAAGAGGAAUUCAAGCACCACCUGGACCUGAAGGAGUCAGCCCUGACUUCAACUCCUCCGCCUCCGGUUCUGGAGCCCCCUGAGGUCGGCUCUCCGCAGGCGGGACGAACUCAGGGCCGGCUCCCAGCUCCGCAGCGCCACACGUCCGGCUCCCGCCCGGUCCCGCCCGGUCCCGGGUUCCGGCUGGCCCCCGGACCCACCCCCAGCAGCAGCCAGCGACCCGGGCCCCCCUUCGCAGCCCCGGUCGCCCCGGCGCUCGCCGCCUCGGCCCCGCCCCGCGCUCCGGCCACUCGGCGGUUACCAGCUGGUCCCGCCCGCCCGACGCAGGCGCCGCACAGCCAAUCGGCGGCUGCCACACUGCGGCCCGAGCCGGGCUGGGGGGUUGGGACCUCCGGCUGCAGGUCCGCCUGGGCCAGACGCGCGAUCGCAGGCUGA
Molecule: messenger RNA, 509 nt
Organism: Cervus elaphus (red deer)
Lineage: Eukaryota; Metazoa; Chordata; Mammalia; Artiodactyla; Cervidae
Product: vegetative cell wall protein gp1-like
Exons: 2
Coding region: 36-509 (157 amino acids)
Source: RefSeq, a predicted model, not a curated record